ACACACACGAACAUGUAUACAAGCGCGCGCGGGAGGAGUCAGUGAGGAUUUUCCCGCUGCUUGCCGAAUUGCAGCCUCCGCUCUUCUCCUCCGCCGGUGACAGCUCGAGCUGCAUUCUAAAGCUCGCUCACACACACACACACACACACACACACACACACACACACACACAUACUGCUGCAGUCCCGUCACGUCCUCGCGCCUUCAGCGCGGAGCAGAAGAACAGGCAAUGCAUCGUAUGAGAACGCGCGCGCGGCUCAACCGGAGCGGCAUGGAGAACAUCAGCGACCACGCGCAGUGAAGUCAAGCUCCUGAUGUCGUCCACAUUCGGAGGAACGAUGCUGUGGAUCGUCCUGCUAAGCAGCGUCAGCGUCGCUCUGGUCCGGACGACUCCCAUCCCUCUGCUGGAUGAAUCGGAGGAAAUCGAUGAACCUUGUUUCCAUCCCUGCUACUGCGAGGUGAAGGAGGGACUGUUCCACGUCCACUGUGAUGGCAAAGGUUUCACCAACGUCAGCCAGGUGGCUCAGUCCUGGAUCAGACCUUUUAAGCUUUACUUGCAGAAGAACACACUGCGCAAGCUUUACUUUAACAACUUCCUCCACCUGAACAACGCAGUAGCCGUGAACCUGGGCAACAAUGCGCUGCAGGACAUUCAAGCCGGUGCUUUUAAUGGACUGAGUUCCCUGAAGAGGCUCUACCUCCAUGAGAACAAGCUGGAAGUGUUCCGCAAUGACACCUUCCUCGGCCUGGAGAGCCUGGAAUACCUGCAGGCCGACUACAAUGUGAUCAGGCGGAUCGAGAGCGGCGCGUUUAGACACCUCCACAAACUCCGGGUGUUGAUCCUCAAUGACAACCUGAUACCUGCGUUACCGCCGUUCCUCUUCAGAUCUGUCUCGCUUACACACUUGGACCUCAGAGGAAACCGCCUGAAGACUCUGAGCUACCGAGGAGCACUGGAGUACAUCGGGAGAAACCUGAUGGAGAUCCAGCUGGAGGAGAACCCAUGGAACUGCGCGUGUGAUAUCGUCCAGCUGCGGGCCUGGCUGGAAAGAAUACCGUACACCUCCGUGGUGGGAGAGAUCACGUGUGAGUAUCCAUUCCACCUGCAUGGAAAAGACCUUAGAGAGAUCAAACGGCGUGAGCUGUGCCCCACGCUGACGGAUGCUGAACUUGAGGCCAAUCUAGGAAUCCCUCACUCAGUUGGAAAAACGAGACCAACCAAGCCUUCGUCGAUGUUCUCUGCAAACCAGAACACGGUGUCGUCCGUGGAACAGAAGAACCUGAAACCGACACGAAGGCCGAGGCCAUCGAAAACCCCACCCACACCGCGCAGCAUUUACCCGAACCAUCCUCCGAUCGCUGGAUAUGAGACAAGGCCACCCAUCCCCAUCAUAUGCCCCAUCGGGUGCACCUGCAACUUGCACAUCAACGACCUCGGCCUGACGGUCAACUGCAAGGAGAACGGAUUUCACAAUGUUUCUGAGCUAACGCCGCGACCGCUAAAUGCAAAGAAGCUCUAUCUGAGCGGAAAUCUAAUCCAGAGGAUUCAUAGGUCUGACUUCUGGAAUUUUUCCAGUCUGGAUUUGUUACACUUGGGGAACAACCAAAUAUUUUACGUUCAGGAAGGUGCCUUUGGAAAUUUACCCAAUUUACGCAGCUUGUAUCUAAAUGGGAAUAACAUUGAGAAGCUAACGGCGGACAUGUUCCUUGGCCUGCACAGUCUGCACUACUUGUAUUUUGAAUAUAAUGAGAUAAAGGAAGUUCAGCCGGCGGCGUUCAGCCCAAUGCCUGCACUUCAGCUUUUGUUUCUCAAUAACAAUCUUCUACAUUCACUUCCAGUCGGCACGUUUCAAGGAACUUCGCUCGCCCGGCUCAACCUACGCAACAACUACUUCCCUCACCUGCCGGUGGGAGGGGUUUUAGAGCACCUUCACGCUGUGGUGCAGAUUGACUUGAAUCAGAACCCCUGGGAUUGUGCGUGUGAGAUCGUUCCGUUAAAACAGUGGUUGGAUACGUUGAGCUCGGUGGUCAUCGUUGGCGAGGUGCUGUGUAAGACGCCAGAUGCCAUGUUGGGGAAGGAUUUGCGCUCUCUGAGCUCGGAGGUGAUUUGUCCCGAGCUUUUAAAACCCUCCUCGACUCCAGAUGAAAGGGACAUGGAGUUUUCACCCUCGUUCCCUCCUAAAGCUGUCAUUCCUCUCUCCGUACUCGUUCUCAGCCUCGUCGUUCUGUUUGUCUCCUCAUUCUUUGCUGCUGCGGCACUCUGCACGUUUAUUAUGAAAAAGCGUGACAAGCUUCCGUUCAGGAAGCAGGAAGAGGCGGGGUUAACCGGAAUUCAGAUGGAGUGUGGAAUAUUUACAGAAACUCCACCCACUUUGCCUGAAACUCCACCCUCUAACCAUGUCUAUGAAUGCAUCACUGUGCCAGCUUCUCAAUGUGCACCCUAUGAGCGUGGGCGAGAGGGGGUGGGGCCUCUAGCGCUUUGCAAGGAGGAGGCGGGGCCUCUAGAGUGUAAGGUGGAAGGGACAGAUUGCGGAGAGAGCAGUUCCAAUUACAGAACGGCGCUGGAGAAAGAGGAGGAGUGGACGACUGUAGUCGGCCACACCCCCAUCAACACCGUGACGGAUAUAGCCGGUUUCCAUGGGAAUGGAAUACUUUGUCCGACAGUGAUCGACAGCCAAGGGCCAACUCCCAAAGUGGGACUGGUGCACAGCCUUUUCGGGACGAGUCCCUGGCUAGGAGACAUCAGUCCAAAGCAAGCGCUCGCCACGGACGCAGAGGCGAGGACAGACUGCGCUAAUCAAACCCCGAGCAAUUACUCCACUCCAAUUACGCUGCAGAGAUCGUAUCAGUUUUAAAACAUUGAGGAUAAAAUAAAAGUCUUAACUUCCCCAUCGUCUUUCUUCCAGAAUUGAAUAAUGGUAAGACUGAACGCCACGUUGCUCUGGAGGAAGUCCCUGUACUCGGACUUUUAUAACAAGUGCCUUCAUGAGAGCAGCCAGCAACCAUGUAAAGAUGAUUAUUUUUAUACAAUUACAGUUUAUUUAUCUAAAACACAGGUUUAGGGAAAAAGGACAAAGCUGCAAAAGGAAGGAACGAUGCGUCUGAACCACAGAUCUCCAUAUUAGAUACCUACCUAGCUGAUGACAUCAUUACUUGCGCUAAUGUGUGAUGAAGUAAUCUAAAAUAACGUAUACAGGCAGUGUGUAAAGGACUCAGGAGAUGUGUAAAGAGAUUUAUUUACAGAAAAGUAAACAACAGACAAGGAACCAAACAAUAAUCUUGCUGAGAACAAGAACAAUACAAAAUCAGUGGCAAGACUUUGCAACGUUUCUUUAGAGCUAGACCAGGAAGUAAAGAGAAGCUGAGAACAGCGUGGAGUUUUUCUGUAUUGGGAUGUGGUGUGGAGUGUUUAUGGGGACACUGUGGAGUGUUUAGGGUCAGUGUGGAGUGAUUAUGGGAACUGUGGAGUGUUCAGGGGGACACUAUGGUGUGUUUACAGGGAUUGUGUAGAAUGUUCAGGGGGACAGUGUGGAGUGUUUAGGGGGACUGUGUGGAGUGUUUAGGGGAGGACAGGGUGAUGUGUUCAGGGGGACAGUGUGGAAUGUUGGGACAGGGUGGAGUGUUUAGAGGAGGACGAGGUGGAGAACAGCCCUCUGCUGGUGUGGAGGUGAAUCGUCACGAUACGAAUAAUGAUGUCACAAUCAUGUAUUUCUAGACGCAAACAUCGUCAUUUUUUUUCCAGAGAAAGUGUAUUUACACUCUAUUUUGAUAUUAACGAAGCAGAUUUUAUGGAGUAUUAUAAAAUUUAGCACUACAUAAUGAACUCUUUGCACUGUUACUGUAGUAUUAUAUAACAUUUAACAUCAUCCAGUGCAACAUCAUACACAACCUGCAACACUUACAGAAAUAUAUCGGCUACGAGCACGCAGCAUUCGAUGAUUUCUUUUUACUUUAAAAUGAUUUGAUUCAUUUUGCAUGAAAUUCUGUGAAUUAUAAUACGCUGGGAUUUAAGGCAGUUCUACUUGUGGUUGUUUUAUUGCACUAACAGUAGCUGAGCUACAUCACGCAUAACAAUGACCCAGAACGCUCUCAUUUAUAUCUAUUUCUAUUUUAACGGAACAUUUAGCUACUUUAGACAUCAAAGCUUCUAGAUUAGCUGGAAGAAAGCAUAGUUAGCGUUUCCUUAAUUAGCUAGCUGACUAACAUACCCCGAUAUGCUUGAGAUGUAAAUAUUUAUUUCCAAAUGCUCGUCUAAGAUGCAUGAAUGUUUAAUCCUUCACAUUACUUCAGACAGGUUUUCCAGUCUUCCAUAUAUUGCUGCUAAGAAAUAUACCUUCUGCUACCAGUAGCUUGUAAGCUAUCAUGCUAAUCGAGUGUAAAUCGUUCGUGGCUUUCAGAAAGAGAAAAACGAAGAUUCAUUUUGAAAAAUAAAAUCGUUUCUUAGGUUGCUGGCAGAGCAACAACACAGAAACGUCAGAGAAAAACUAGCUAGCUAACAUCAAAAACAUUUACAAACAAACUAGUCAGACAAAAAAUGUCCAAAAUGUUUACCAUGCAAAAACUAGCUAACUUGCUUAAAAGAAAAAUUUCAAUUCAAAAUAGCUAGCUAUGCUCAGCGUAAAGAAACCCCAACAGGAGUUGGCUAACGUUAAAAAAUAUCCACGAUCUGACUAGCUAACAACACACUAAAUUCCUAAAACAGGAUUAGCUCAUUUUGGAAAUCUACCCAAUCAAAUAUAAACAUUAGCUUUAAUUCCACAAGACAAAAGCUAACUAAUGCUAACGAUAUCAACAAACAAUCUAGCUAAGUAAUGCCAGAAAUUAAUUCUUAUACAAAAGCUAGCUAACAUAAAAAAACGAACCAGCUAGCAAACAUCAAAAAAAAAACUUUCCAAACAGAAGUUAGCUAAUGUUAAAGAACCUGGAUAGUUCACGGCGGGGGAAAUCUGGCUAAUUUUCUGGGCUACACCCAAAGAAAAGUUAGCAUGCUAGCUGAAGGGUUUCAGUUUCAGUAGUGUGCACUAUCUAGGGCACUAAUAUGGAUAUCUGUGGUAUGAAGCCUGGCUUUUCUGCUGCUGUGGAUUCUUUUUGUUUCCUUUUUGUUUUCUUUCCUGUGAUUAGCGACGUUUCAGCGACGGAGUGAAACUGUACAGCGUUUUUAUUCCACAUUUAAGCGGACGGUGGUGACGGACGCUCUGAGGCCAGACGCACAUUUUUAUAAUCAUCCAUCUGCGUGCAGGACGUGUGCUUAUAUUUAUUCUUAUAUUUCAGUGUUAUUAAUUAUUAAUUAUUCUUAAUUAUUAUUCCUGUACAUCAUGUUUAAUUAAUCAGUGUACAAUGAUUCUGCCUCUCGUUUAGCCUGAACUGAAUAA
Messenger RNA from Hemibagrus wyckioides, 5372 nucleotides. It is a transcript of the gene slitrk3b, whose product is annotated as SLIT and NTRK-like family, member 3b. The record is from RefSeq and is a predicted model, not a curated record. Lineage: Eukaryota; Metazoa; Chordata; Actinopteri; Siluriformes; Bagridae. The transcript has 2 exons. Gene Ontology annotation, cellular component: GABA-ergic synapse; postsynaptic density membrane. Gene Ontology annotation, biological process: axonogenesis; positive regulation of synapse assembly; regulation of presynapse assembly. Bases 315 to 2855 code for a protein of 846 amino acids. Gene Ontology annotation, molecular function: protein binding.